Messenger RNA from Zeugodacus cucurbitae (melon fly), 3874 nucleotides. RefSeq names its product tigger transposable element-derived protein 1-like. Gene Ontology annotation, cellular component: nucleus. NCBI's taxonomy places the organism in Eukaryota, Metazoa, Arthropoda, Insecta, Diptera, Tephritidae. Gene Ontology annotation, molecular function: DNA binding. The record is from RefSeq and is a predicted model, not a curated record.
CUGAAAAAAUUUGCAUGUGUAGUGGUGUAUGAGUUAGCUCCGUCUUGUAGGCGAGUUAUGCCGGUAUUCUGCUUGCCACAUUUGUCUCAUGUCUCUAUUUUCGAAUUGGCGACCCAUUUAGUCAGGAUGUAUCAUUGUAGUAUUCUGGUUGAUACAGUCAGAAAAAUAUUUACCAACUAGUGUGGUGAAAAGAAGAGCAAGCAAUCAUCUGUUUAGUUUAACUGAUGAGUGCAUAUUCACAAUGAUAAUUUAUGAAUUGAUUGCACGCAAUUAGAUUUUUUGAAAUCAAAUUUCCGAAAAAAUUACUUGUAAAUAAUUGCAUAAUACAAUUAUUGAAAAAAAUAUACUCAAAUAGUUUAUAAUAAAUGUGUAAUACACUCAGUCCUUUUUAUACGCGAUCUCUUUUUACGCUAUUUCACUUUAACGCGAUUAUUUUUGCAGCGCAAAUUCCUUUUUUCACGAGAAUUUCUCACUUUAACGCGGUUAUUUUUGCAGCGCAAAUUCCUUUUUUCACGCGAAUUUCUCACUUAACGCGAUUGCUUUUUUUUCGUUUUUAGCUUGUUUACAUAUUUUUACGCGUAAUAAUUUUUUAAUAUAAUACGGGGAAGUCCCAACUAAAAAUUUUACUCUAUGUGUAUCAAGUAUUGCAAAUCUAGUUAUAAUGUAUUUAGUUAGCGGCCGGUGUAGUUGUUUUGGUAAGACUUUAAAAUAUAUCUAUAAUUUUGUAAUAAAAAUAAUUAAAAAUUUUAAUAAGGAAUUUCAGUUUUUGCUAGCUUUACAAUGGAAACUAAUUCUGGAAAAAAUAAAAAACGUAAAGGCAUUUCUUUAGAAACAAAAAUAAAAGUUUUGGACUAUCUAGAGCAGGGAGCUGGCCCAACAAAUGCGGGAAAGAGGUUUGGACUCAGUGAAUCUACAGUGCGGACAAUAAAAAAAAUGAAAACGCAAUUAGAAAAUCUGUAGUUUCAUUAUAGUAUAGUAAUAGUAGUAAUAGUAGUUAAUUUAAAAACUAAGGGUGAAAUUGCUUCAGCUGAUAGUAAAGCUGCGCAGGACUAUCCACCAAAGUUAUUAAAAAUUAUUCAAGAAGGAGGUUACACGCCAGACCAAGUUUUCAAUGCGGACGAAACCGGCCUAUUUUGGAAGAGGUUACCAAAGCGAACAUAUGUGUCUAAGACCCAAAAAUCAUUUGGUGGUUUCAAAGCUGCAAAGGACCCUGUAACGUUUUUAUUAUGUAGCAAUGCUUCUGGUGGCCGCAUGAUGAAACCGCUGUUAGUAAACAAAAGUCUUAGGCCGCGAGCACUAAAGGGCAAAGAUUUAAAACAUUUACGUGUUCACUGGAUGGCCAAUAAAAAAGCCUGGGUAACUGGAAAUAUAUUCCAAGAAUGGUUUGCUAAAUGCUUUGUACCAGAAUUUAAAAGUUAUUUGGAGAAGAAGAAACAGCCCUUUAAAGCUCUUUUAAUAAUUGACAAUGCACCAGGCCAUCCGUUGAUUGAACAUUCUAACGUAAAUAUCAUUUUCCUCCCGCCGAAUACUACAUCAAUUAUCCAAGCGAUGGAUCAAGGCAUUAUUGCAACUUUUAAAAUGUACUACCUCAAAAAAACUUUUCAGUGCAUUAUGGAAAAACUGGAGGAAAAUCCUGAAUUGGACUUCACCGAUGCUUGGAAAAAUUUUUCUAUCAAGGAUUGCAUCUUGUACGCGUCAAAAGCAAUUUCUGAAAUAAGGCAACAUACGUUAAACGCAUGCUGGAAAUCUCUUUGGCCAGAAUGUGUUAAAAGUGGUAUGUCCGUGACAAGCAAUUCAACUAAUUAUUCAUGUAUCACUGAUUUAGCACGUUCAGCGGGAGGAGAAAUUCUUGCAGAUAUGACGAGAGAAGAUAUUGACGAGAUUCUUCUAGAUUCUUAGAUUCUUCUAGAGCUCGAUGAUGACGAUUUGAUUGAAAUAGCUACGGAAGUAAUCGAAUCGGAAAAUGGCAGCGACACCGAGAUAGACGAGCAUCCAAUUAAAGCAGAGACGAUUAAGCAAGGUCUUAAACUUGCAGCAGAAUUGGACAAUUAUUUUGUAGCAAAUAAUACUGAUGCCGAACGUGCACGAAUUUUUCAAAAAGAAUUGAGUCUCUGCAUGUUAAGAUAUAAAGAACUACAUCGGAAUUUAUUGGGUCUAAGAAGAAGCAUUCAAACAAAAUUACCUGAAUUUAUGGUGCAAAUUCAGUCGGAGAUGCUAAGUCAAUCAGAGCAUCAAUCCAUAGUUCUUACUAUUGAUUCUGAUACAAAUUCAAGUGAUAUCAAUGCCGGCCAUCAAAAUAAGCGGCUAAGAAUAAUCGGUGGCAUGGAGGUGAUCCAGAGAUCUCGGAAUGAAGCUGAAGUGUGUGAGGAUACAUGAGUGCCCAGGCACGCACUUGCCUGAAAACUCGGAUUCCCCAAGUCUAGCAGCCGCUUUCGCAGCCAAGUACCGUCCAGCUAUAUCCACGGGUACUAUGUGCAGUAAGGCGUUAAGUGCCAAGGUUGGUGUCGUACGGAGCGCGCCACUCAUACUUACGAGAGCCGCUCGUUGAACACUUACUAGUCUCUUGACUAUUGAAGUCUUUUCCAAAGACUUCCACCACACGAGUAUCCCAUAGAACAUUAUUGGUUUGACUAUAGUUUCAUAUAGCCAAAGAACCACCUUAGGUGAGAGACCCCAUCUUUUUCCGAUGGCGCCUCUGCAGCAAUAUAAGGCAACCGAGGCCUUCUUAGCUCUCUCCUCUAUAUUAGCUUUCCAUGAGAGCUUUCUAUCCAGGAUGAGCCCCAGGUACUUGACUCUAUCGGCUGGACGGAGACAAGUUCCACCCAUCGAUGGCAAGGGCGCUUCCGGUAUUUUGUACCGUCUUGUGAACAGAACCAUUUCAGUUUUGCUUGGAUUUACUGAAAGGCCACAUUCCGCAGCCCAUUUCGAUACCACGCCAAGAUAACUUUGUGUAAGUUCGUACACAGUGCCUAGGAAUUUCCCCUCGACCAUGAGAGCCACGUCGUCAGCGUAGGCUACCACCCGGCAGCCCCUCUCUGCAAGCUUCUCUAGCAGGUCGUUAACGACCAUGAUCCAGAGAAGAGGCGAGAGAACUCCUCCUUGGGGGGUUCCCCUGUUAACGGCACGGUGUACACGCGCGCUACCCUAGUCCGCUAAGAUCGUUCUUUCGCAGAGCAGACUGAAAACGAGAUGCUUAAGGUUGGAUUCAACCUCGAACCUAUUCAGGGCUCCAAUUACCGCUUCCGGCAGAACAUUAUUGAAAGCCCCCUCGAUAUCAAGAAAGGUUCCCACGGCAAAGUGUUUGUGUGCGAUAGACUUUUCUAUCCAAGUAACCACAGUGUGUAGGGCGGUGUCUACUGACCUGCCUUUACAGUAAGCGUGCUGCGCGCUAGAUAAAAGAUCUACUGGUAUCCUUCCCCUGAUAUACCGAUCGAUCAGCCUCUCCAAAGUUUUCAAUAAGAAAGAGGAGAGACUGAUAGGCCUGAAAUCCUUGACCGUGACAUGCGAGCUCUUUCCAGCCUUGGGAAUGAACGUAACUCUAACCUGCCUCCAAGCCCCCGGAAUGUGACCCAAUCUAAUGCAGUUCGCAUAGAUAGGGGCCAACCAGCUGCAAGGUGCGCUCCACCAGGGAAAGGAUUGCUCGGAAAGUGAGCGUCAAGGAGCAGAUUGAAGGUUUCCUCGCUGCUCAGAGUCCACCUUCCAUUGCCGUCCUUAAGAUACCCCAAAGGGACGGGUUUCUUUGCGAGAAUGGUCCUUAACCUAGAAGAUUCAAUUCAAAUGAAUCAAUUGUUAAUUAAAUAAGAAUAAUUUGAACAACACAAUAAUCGAUAAAUACAUGUACUUAUCCUUAAAUUUGAGCAUAAUGGAGAAGGAA